Messenger RNA from Colias croceus (clouded yellow), 2297 nucleotides. RefSeq lists its product as uncharacterized. Gene Ontology annotation, cellular component: cohesin complex; synaptonemal complex. Gene Ontology annotation, biological process: synaptonemal complex assembly; mitotic sister chromatid cohesion; replication-born double-strand break repair via sister chromatid exchange. Bases 104 to 2113 code for a protein of 669 amino acids. Lineage: Eukaryota; Metazoa; Arthropoda; Insecta; Lepidoptera; Pieridae. Gene Ontology annotation, molecular function: protein binding; chromatin binding. The transcript is spliced from 16 exons. The record is from RefSeq and is a predicted model, not a curated record.
GUUGUAUUCGUUUGUGAAAUUAGUUCUUUUAGAUAAUUUUGUUUUUACUUAAUUCUAUUUCUCUCUAAUUAUUUAAAGUUGUCCCAUAUGAAUUGUUUUGAAUAUGUUUUAUCCUGUGGAAUCUCUGAGACGAGGAGGUAGAUUUUAUUUAUGUUGGGUCGCCGAUUCUUGGCCACUUCGUUUUGCCGCUAUCAGACAACGCCAGCUCUGGUCUCAAGAUAUUAGAGAAAUAUGUCAAGAUUUACUAGAAGUCAUAGUACAGGAGUCUGGCCGUCCCUCGAACAGAUUUUCCCUUCGUUUAAGUUCCCAACUUCUGCGAGGUUUAGUCCGCCUAUAUCAAAGAAAAGUAACUGAUUUAGCAGGUGAUCUUUGUAUGAUUAAUGCACUUGCUAUGAAAUCUACUCACAAAAGAUCUCCCGAUGAGCAAGGACCUCAUGAAACGCGUCGUCAUCAAAUUCCUAGACUAGUUUUUGAGGAACAACCUGAUGAAGAAAGAGUUUUAGAACUCAUUCAGAAUAGUGGAAAUAUAGUUGCUCAUGUUGAGGAUAUCACUCUUAGAGAGCCAACUUUACCUGAAAAUAGACCCAUUGAUGACGGUUUCGGCGAGCUCCAACCGUACCAACAACUCAUGGUAGUAACGGAUCGAACACUGGAGAUGAUGUUAGCGCGCGACACGACCGCUGCGACCAGCGCGCUCGACAUACAGCUGGACGUCUCGGACAAGUCGCACGAUAAGUCGCGGCUGGUCGCACACGACGGCGCGGCUAUGGAGCCGAUAUCGGAACGCGAUUUGUCUGUGCUGGGGAAAUGUAUGACUUUGAUCAAUUCAAUGGGAGGAGAGCUGCGUACAGUCGGCGAUUUUGAUAAAGAAAUAUCUGAAAUAUCCGUAAUCCCGCCUCCUGAAUUGUCUGCUCCCCAAGAAACGCAAGCUGACGUUGGUAAAAAUAUGAAUGUCGGAGAACCGAUUACAGAACAAAUACCACAGGAGCAAAGGCCAAACUUGUCCCUGGAGGAAAUCGCUUUGGAAGAAUUGGAACGAGAACGAUUGGCGAAGAAACGCAAGCCAACAAAACUAAAAAUCGACAGAAAGAAGAAAUUGAGUACUGAUUAUAUAAGAUCGCGUAUAGCUGACAACAAUGUGGAGAUAAGUGAGGUAAUGAUAUAUGAUGUUAUCCAUGUACCGGCAAAUCAAUUGUUAGAACGUCCAACUUGUGUGGGACAUAAAGUGCGCUGUAAUCUUGGACUCACUUUGAGGAGAAUGUAUCUGAGGAACUUGGGCCAUGGGAAGAGGCAUUUAGCCCCAGAGGUGGAAAUUGAAGAACCUCUGGCUCGGCGAAUAACUAGAAAUUCGGCUUUAGAAAAAAUAAAUGAAGAGAUAGAACCCAUACAUGUUGAACCGCCAAUUUUACAGCCACCAGAAAUUAUUCCAGAUAUAAAUAUAAAAGAUGCUACAGUUGUAGAACAUAUGGAUAUAACUGACUUGCCGACGCAAAGGAUUCGCACUUUAACACAGACGGAUAUACAAACUGAAGAUAUGGUGUCUCCUCCCAAAAGAAUGCGUACAGGCCAACAGAAUGUGAAGGGGUCGUUUAAAAAGAGUAAAAAAAUUCAAAUGGAAGAAGAUUUAGAUACCAACAAAGAGAACGUACCUACAGCUGAGCGAAUAGAGUCUCUUCUACAGGAAGCCGGUUUAGCCGAUAUGCAGGACAAGCCGUACACGCAGACAAACAUACAAACGCAAGCAAACACACGGGUGACUCGUAAAGACACGAGCGAUAGUGAGACGCAGCUCGGCAGUUUAGAUAGAACUAAAGUGUCGCUUGGAGAGUCUGUACGGACUACGGACACGGGACGAUUUAUACGGGACGAAUGGGGCACGCAAGGCACAAUGACCAAAGUGUACCAAUGCAUACGACGCAACCUCCACCCGCUCUCAGUACAGCGGCUGCUGGACCACGGACCCGUGCUAUCGGGACACACGAGGGCUAUAGCCGCUAAGUGCUUCUAUUCUUUGCUUAAGCUAAAACAACACCAGUUUAUCAGCAUUUCUAAAGAUCCGGUAACUUUAGAAAUUAUAGACAUUACUUUAGGACCCAGACUGCAAAAAGCAUAAUUUUUAUUGUUUUCUAGAAUUUUGUUUAAAUACAUGUAUUUUAUAGUAUUCGCUUAUUUGUUUUGUCCUAAUAUUAUUAUUACUAAUUUGUUGAUUAUUAUUUUGGUUGUUUAAUUUUAUAUAAGUUGUUUUCAUUUGUUACAUUUGAAAAUACCUUAAGUAGAUUUUUAUAAUAUUCUUGAGA